Messenger RNA from Cyphomyrmex costatus, 387 nucleotides. RefSeq lists its product as uncharacterized. The transcript has a single exon. Bases 1 to 387 code for a protein of 128 amino acids. Lineage: Eukaryota; Metazoa; Arthropoda; Insecta; Hymenoptera; Formicidae. The record is from RefSeq and is a predicted model, not a curated record.
AUGGCUGUUAAGGACCAUAAUUCUAAAUCUGGGAAUGCUCCGAAAACAUGUUCAUUCUACAAUGAAUUGGAUGAAAUAUUUCAUAAAUCACCAAGUGUCACACCUGUCGCUCUUGCCUCAUCGAGAACAAAGAGAGCCAUAGAAAAGGAUACUACUGAUGAUGAGACUUUUGAUGAGAUGGAUACUGACUGUGAAAAAAUAAAUAGUAAAAAGAUAAAGAAGAGUAAAUUGAAUAGAGAAUUAGAGGCUUGGUCUAAAACUCUUCGUGAGGAUGCGGAGAAAAGAGAAUUAGCAAGGGAAAGGCGACAUGAGGCAGUGAUCGCUGUACAAAAUAAAGGAAUUGCAGCAUUCACUGAUGUUAUGAAUAAACUUCUAGAAAAGCUGUAA